Molecule: messenger RNA, 436 nt
Organism: Chiroxiphia lanceolata (lance-tailed manakin)
Lineage: Eukaryota; Metazoa; Chordata; Aves; Passeriformes; Pipridae
Product: caltrin-like protein 2
Exons: 3
Coding region: 17-244 (75 amino acids)
Cellular component (GO): extracellular region
Molecular function (GO): peptidase inhibitor activity
Source: RefSeq, a predicted model, not a curated record
CCAGGGACACGGCAGCAUGAGGUCGGUGGCCGCCCUCGUCCUGGUGGGGAUGCUCAUCCUCUGGGCAGAACUGCCAACAGGCAGCGCCUGGUCCUGCCCACCCGUCCGCAUCGUCUGCGCGCUGCACAACCCCCCGAACCGGUGCAACAGCGACCGGCAGUGCCCCCGGUUCAGAAAGUGCUGCCCCACCUACUGCGGGAGGAAAUGCAUCCCGAAGCCCAGCAGAGGCCCCAUCCACGUGUGAGCUCAGCUCCCACGACAGACCGAGGGCCAUCUCAGCAUCCCCGGGCCAGCUCUGGCCCCAGCCCAUGCUCAGACCACCUCUGCCCCAAGAUCACUCUAUGACAGCUCCUGUGCAGUGCCAUGUGCCACCUGCUUGCCCUCUCCCUCUGCUUCUCCACUGCUGUUUUACCAAAUAAAAGAGGCUUGUCUCAGG